Molecule: messenger RNA, 608 nt
Organism: Cygnus olor (mute swan)
Lineage: Eukaryota; Metazoa; Chordata; Aves; Anseriformes; Anatidae
Gene: RPRM
Product: reprimo, TP53 dependent G2 arrest mediator homolog
Exons: 1
Coding region: 1-342 (113 amino acids)
Source: RefSeq, a predicted model, not a curated record
AUGAACGGCUCGGCGGCGGGCGGCACGGCGGCGGCGGGGCUGCUGGCGGGCGCCGGGAGCGCGGCGCUGGAGCUGGAGCGGGCGCUGCGCUGCUGCACCGCCGCCUCCGUGGUCACCGACGGCGGCGGGGCGGCGGCGGCGGCGGCGGCGGACGAGCGGAGCGUGUACAUCAUGCGGGUGGUGCAGAUCGCCGUCAUGUGCGUCCUCGCCCUCACCGUCGUCUUCGGCAUCUUCUUCCUCGGCUGCAACCUGCUCAUCAAGUCCGAGGGCAUGAUCAACUUUCUGGUCAAGGACCGGCGGCCGUCCAAGGAGGCGGAGGCGGUGGUGGUGGGGCCCUACUGAGCGCCGCCGCCCCGACACCGCCCGCCCCGACGGCUGCGGGGCCGGGGGAGCCGGGGGCAAACGGGGGCGGCCCGGGGAGCGGUUGUUGGGCAGGUGCCGAGUUAAAAGGGGCCGUGAGGGCAACAGGUCCGGCCGUUCGCCUUCCCUCCGCCUCGCCGCGGCUCGCCGUCGGGGCUCGGGGAGCGGGGAAGCGGCGGGGGCAACCCGCGGGACAGCGCCACCGGCCGGGGCCCCGCCGCCCGUCCUGGCCUGGGGCCGCCCCACAG